This is a messenger RNA of Rotaria sp. Silwood1, 414 nucleotides long. The record is from the annotation of a GenBank genome assembly. Lineage: Eukaryota; Metazoa; Rotifera; Eurotatoria; Philodinida; Philodinidae.
AUGUGGGUUUUUGGUGAUUUUACAUUCCUAUCAUCUGUAACGUAUUCAUCUAUUAGUGCAUUUGUUUCUGUUUAUGCAAAAGACAAUCAAGAAGGUCUUGUUCAAGGUAUGGUUAAUGGUGUACAUGGUUUAUGUAAUGGUCUUGGUCCAGCUUUGUUUGGAUUUACAUUUUAUUUAUUUAAUAGUAUUAAUGUCAAACCAAUAUAUUCAUCAAUGUUAAGUCGUAAUAUUCCUGGUCCACCAUCUCUUUUUGGUGCUCUUCUUGCUACAAUUGGAUUAAUGUUUUCACUUUUAUUACCGAAUUCAAAAUCUGAAUUAAAUGGAACGGGAAAUGAAUCGAGAAAUAUUGAACAAAAUGCACGUUUAUUACGUGUCAAUCAUGAAUCAGAUGACAAUAAUAUUCAAUCGGAUUAA